Andrographis paniculata is the source of this 1220-nucleotide messenger RNA. RefSeq lists its product as uncharacterized. Gene Ontology annotation, molecular function: nucleotidase activity. The coding region runs from base 18 to 965 and encodes 315 amino acids. The transcript has 9 exons. Gene Ontology annotation, cellular component: cytosol. The record is from RefSeq and is a predicted model, not a curated record. Lineage: Eukaryota; Viridiplantae; Streptophyta; Magnoliopsida; Lamiales; Acanthaceae.
GCUUCAGCGCUUUUUAAAUGAUUGAGAACUUGACAAUGGAGAACUCUGGCGCACCGGCCUCCACCGGCGGCGAUCGCCCGACGGUGAUGAUCACCAACGACGACGGAAUCGACGCCCCUGGUCUCCGGUCACUCGUUCGUGUCCUUGUCUCCUCCAAUCAGUUCCACGUCUUCGUUUGCGCCCCCGAUUCUGAGCAGUCUGCUGUAAGUCAUAGUAUCACUUGGCGGAGACCUCUCUCAGUAAAGCCAGUGGAAGUUGAUGGAACAACUGCUUUUGCAGUUUCAGGAACUCCUGCUGACUGUACAUCUUUGGGAAUUUCCCAAGCUCUGUUCCCCUCUAUACCUGAUCUGGUCAUCAGUGGCAUUAAUAUGGGGAGCAAUUGUGGCUACCACAUUGUGUAUUCAGGGACGGUUGCGGGGGCUCGUGAAGCUUUCUUUAAUGGAAUACCUUCUAUCUCUCUAUCAUACGACUGGGUUGGAGGAAGAAGUAAUGUCGAUGACUAUACUCUUGCAGCAGAGGCUUGCUUGCCUAUAAUUUGUGCCGUAUUGACCGAAACAAGAAAGAAAACUUAUCCCCUAAACUGUUUCUUGAAUGUUGAUGUACCAACAGAUGUCAGGAACCAUAAGGGUUAUCGGCUAACCAAUCAGAGCAGGAGUAUUGUAAAAAUGGGGUGGAAACAAGUUACUUCGGAAAAUCAAGGCGGGAAAAUGCUAUCGACCAUGACUAUGGAGACAAAUUCAGAAUCAGAUUCUAAUUCAGAUUCGACAGCCGCAAAACAAGACCAUCUUAUAUUCAAGAGAGAGGUAAGGGGAUCAUGGGUGGAUGAAGGUGGCGACAUGGACUACUCUUGCCUUCAAGAAGGCUAUAUAAGUGUGAGCGCUCUGGGUGCGUUGUCGGCGGCGGAGAUGGAUAGCCAAGCCUACUUUCAGAAGUGGCUGCCUACUGUGAUCUCUUCUGCCCUGUAGUAAUGAAAUGAAAGUAAGUAAUAAGUUUUAGUUGUUCGAUUUCUGCCUGGAAUCUGCAUGCUUGGCUUGCUUUCUUUCAUUUUUAACCACUGUUUAUUUAAAUCACUUUAUUAUUCGAAUGGAGGACAUAGGGAACUGCCUGCCUGAUGUUUGAAAAUUCGUUUUACUUUUACUUGAUGUGUUGUACUAUUCUAUUGCCUACACCGUAGACAGUGUAUUUCACGAGGGGGUGUAAUUAAUAGAUAAUUAAAAAUA